Messenger RNA from Dipodomys ordii (Ord's kangaroo rat), 597 nucleotides. RefSeq names its product NADH dehydrogenase [ubiquinone] 1 alpha subcomplex assembly factor 4-like. Gene Ontology annotation, cellular component: mitochondrion. Lineage: Eukaryota; Metazoa; Chordata; Mammalia; Rodentia; Heteromyidae. The coding region runs from base 1 to 597 and encodes 198 amino acids. The record is from RefSeq and is a predicted model, not a curated record. Gene Ontology annotation, biological process: mitochondrial respiratory chain complex I assembly. The transcript has 2 exons.
AUGUAUCAGAGGAAGGUCUUCAUUGCUAAAUGCAUGGCUAAGACUUCAGAAAGUUUUAAUAUGGAGCCUCUAGCUUACAGCAAGAACUUAGAGCUGCGAGGUCACCAUGCUCGGAAGAGAUGGGGGGCUUCGGUGUUCCGUGCCCUCAGGAAUUUUAACCUGGAGAACCGGGCAGAACGGGACAUCAGCAAGAGGAAGCCCUCCUCGGCUCCCAAACACCCUUCCAACAAGAAGCUCCUUGUGGAGCAGACAAGCCAUCAUCCAGAAAUUGAACGAGAAGUUACUAAUAAGGAUAACAAGCUGCUCUCAUUUUUGAAAGAUAUAUACGUUGAUUCCAGAGAUCCUGUGUCUUCCCUGAAGGUAAAAAAUGUUCAACCAAAGCCAGUGCCAAAGGAGUUCAGGAUGCCGAAAGACCAUCACUCAGAAAUGAAUGUCACCAGCAUUCGUAAAGGUAAAAUUUCCAUUGUAGAAGCACUGACACUUCUCAAUAAUCAUAAACUUUAUCCAGAAACGUGGACGGCUGAGAAAAUAGCACAAGAAUACUACUUAGAACUGAAUGAUGAAAAUUCCCUUCUCAAAUAUUUUGCUACUUUUUAA